AUGUCGUCCUCAGGGUCAUCAUCAUCUGCAACUCCAGGCAAUUUAGCAAGCAAUGAUGUCCUGGAUAGCACUGGGUACUGCCUGUUGUCCUUGGACGGCGGUGGUGUACGUGGUCUUGCGACUCUCUACAUUCUUCAGAGAACCAUGAAAGAGCUGAAUUUCAGGCGAAGAGAUAAAGGAUUGGGACCGAAAAAGCCCUGCGAGAUCUUCGACUUGAUGGGCGGUACAAGUACGGGAGGAUUAAUCGCCAUCAUGUUAGGCAGACUGCGCAUGUCAGUCGAGGAUUGCAUCAUAGCAUAUGUCAAGCUCAUGAGGCGAAUAUUCGAAAGGAAAGAGAAUCGGAGCAUCAUGAGUGCUUUAGGGCGCGUGAAGCCGCGCUUCUCUGCGCAAGCACUUUCGGAAGCCAUCGUCGAGGUGCUACGUGCUAGCGGACACUCUCCGAGUGAAAGCUUUGAAGAACCCGGCGAUCCGACAUGUAAAGUCUACGCACAGCAGCUGAUCCGAUUGUUCGCAAAGCUUCGUAUGUGCGCGUUUUCAGAAGACGAAUACGACAACCCGCCUGCGCAGCUACGCGACAGCUCGAAGUGA
Molecule: messenger RNA, 588 nt
Organism: Parastagonospora nodorum SN15
Lineage: Eukaryota; Fungi; Ascomycota; Dothideomycetes; Pleosporales; Phaeosphaeriaceae
Exons: 3
Coding region: 1-588 (195 amino acids)
Biological process (GO): arachidonate metabolic process
Cellular component (GO): membrane
Source: RefSeq, a predicted model, not a curated record